UCGAGAAGGUGCGAGUUGCAUAACGCGACGACGACGCAUUGCGCAUAUGUGUUCGAGGCUACUUGCAUCUUUUUUUUACAAGAGGAUCGUAUCGUAUCAUAGUGAUCGUGUGUCAGCACAGUCACCUGAGCGUGUAGGGCUUGUGAGAGACUGAUUGUUGCGUUGCAGUUUCUUUCUUUCGUUCGUUCACCUACUUGAGUCUCCGUGACAGAUCGGCUUGUCAUGAAAAUAUUCGGCGGUGUCGAGGGUGGUGCAACCAUAUCCCGAGCUGUGCUUCUGAAUGGAAAUGGAAAAAUCCUGUCUUGGUCAAAUGGAGGACCCAUGAACUACCUGCUCAUUGGCAGAGACGAGUGUAUGAAGAAGAUACACGAUCUCGUCGAAGAUGCAAAGAAAUGCGCCGGUCUGAGUUCGGACACUGAGCUGCAGUGUUUGAGCAUGUGCCUCAGCGGAUGCGAGCAGGAGUCCGCCAACCGCGUGUUCGAGCAAGUGUUCCGGGAAAAGUAUCCAGCACUGGCAAGUAACGUGCACGUGCAGAGCGACGUCGUCGGAUCGCUGAAGACGGUGACACCCAACGGUGGUGUCGUUCUAAUUUCUGGAACCGGAUCUAACUGCCUUUUGGUGAAUCCGAACAACACUGUGAGACGGUGCGGUGGCUGGGGACACGUCUUGGGUGACGAAGGCUCGGGAUUCUCCGUGGCAGUGCGAGCGAUCAAAAUGGUGCUCAACGAGGACGAAGGUUUCUCUCCGCCAGAAUUCAGCGCCAAAAAGAUCCGGAGCCUCGUCCUCGAGCACUUUAAGGUCGAGGACAUGUUUGGUUUGCUGCCCUACGUGUACAGUAACUUCGACAAGCCACUCAUUGCUAGCCUCUGCACCAAGGUUGCUCAAGCUGCUGUUGAAGGUGACCCAUUGUGCAAGCAGAUUUUCUGGCUGGCUGGCAAAGAGCUCGCGGAUCAUGUGGUGGCUGUGGCGCCCUCUGUGAGCGAGAGCUUAUUAAAGGACGAAGGAGGUCUUUGCAUUGUCUGUGUGGGAUCAGUCUUCAGGAGCUGGCAACUGCUCCGCGCAGGGUUCAUGGAACGAGUAUGUCCGUACAUCAAGAAUUUCACCCUGCUUGCUCCGACUGUGUCGUCUGCCAUCGGUGCCGCCUAUGAAGGAGCCUGCCAUGUCGACUACCGACUACCUAUAAACUUUCAGGAAAAUGCUCGGGUGCUCGAACGAUACUGUGCAUAAUUAAUCGCAAGGUUUUAGAGUUUUAUUUCCUCUAUAAAACAGGUCUUAGGCUUGCUUAGUGGAAACUUGGUCGUGUGGGGUGUACCGCGAUAAGUCCAGUUGCCUUGCCAACGUAAUCCUAAACAUGUUCACUCAUUGCAUUAACAUUUUUUUGGGUAUCCACA
This is a messenger RNA of Ornithodoros turicata, 1391 nucleotides long. Its product is annotated as N-acetyl-D-glucosamine kinase-like. Gene Ontology annotation, molecular function: N-acetylglucosamine kinase activity. The transcript has 10 exons. The coding region runs from base 223 to 1227 and encodes 334 amino acids. The record is from RefSeq and is a predicted model, not a curated record. NCBI's taxonomy places the organism in Eukaryota, Metazoa, Arthropoda, Arachnida, Ixodida, Argasidae.